AUGGCCUGGCUGUUUGGGCAGCGGUACCUGGACUGGCUCGUCGGCACCGUCUCGCAGACGGUCGUGAGCUGGUCGGCCCGCUGCCCGGCGUGCCCUGCGUGCCCGCAGCCGGCGGCGUGCCCGGCCUGCCCAGCGGCGGCGCCGAUCCACUUCCACCCGCCCGCCGCCUGCCCGGCGGCUCCAGAGGCGCCGGCGCCCGCGCCCGCGCCCCAGCCGGCCGCCCAGGAGCCUGAAGGCCUCUCUUGGGCAGGCGGGUGGCUGGCCUGCCUCCUGAUCGCCCUCAACCUGUUGGUCUUCAGCCUCCACGGGGUGAGGCUGGUCGGCUCGGCCGUGGUGAAGCUGCGACCGGCUCCGACGCCCGCCGCCCUGAAGGAUGGCACAGGCGCGCAGCUGUGGCAUCAGCGGCGCGUGUGGGGCCGGGUGAUUCAGGAUCCGACUGACGUCCCGUGGUCCCCGCUGCGAGUGCUGAUCUCGACGCCGGAUGGCGACGUGUACGAGGAGCUGUACGACAUGUCGGAUGGGACGCUGGCUGCGGUUCGCUUCGAGGAUGACCGUCGCACUCGGCCUGCUGGCCUGGACGUCGGGAACCUCUACCGCUUCCGGCGGGCGCUGACGGCGGCAGAGGAGGUGGCCAUCAGGAAUGAGGUGGACGCCUACGCCCGCGACGUGUUCCUCGACGCGGAGCGCGCGGCCGGGCGGCCCGGGGUGGUGCCGCCCGCGGGGGCUGCCGUGUACUUCACGUUCGGUGCCGUGCCUGGUGACGCUGCCGCGCCUGGGCCCGCACCCGCCGCCCCCGCCGCCGGGGGAGGGGCUGCUGUGGCCGCCGCCCUGGCUGUGGUACCGGCUGGCCCCGCCGCGCCCGCGGCAGUGCCGCCUGCUGGAGCUGCCCCAGUGGCGGCAGCCGCCGCACCGCUCGCCGCUGCAGGGGCUCCCCCAGGUCCCUUGGGGCCGAAUGCCGUUCCUGGAGCUGACGGGCAAUGGGUCUACGUUGAGACCACGACGACGGCCCGACGCGGAGACCCGGUCACGUUGGACGGGACUGAGCUCGUGCGGGGGGCGAUCGGCUUGAAGCAGGAUGCCGGCGGGAGCUGGUCGGCCAUCCGUCGGAUCACGACCUCGCAGGCUGCCUACCGUGGCGCCGAAGCCCUCGCCGAUGCUCGCCUCCAACCCGUGGCCCUGCUUGGAGACGGCUCGAGGCAGCGCGUGCAGUUUCACGAGAGUGUCGACAGACUACGCGAAGAGCCCUUCCCCGACCGGCCGCUGGACGGCCCGAGGACCACACUAUGGUGCCUCCGCUUCCUGGACAGGAAGCGCGGGGGAGCCAUCGAGCACUUCCACCAGUUUGUGUCCUACUACCGGCUGUCCCGCGAUGACUUCGGGGUCACGCACUACGAGUCCAUCAUGCGGAUGGUCGACUACCUCAUGACGUGGGACCUCCUCGACUUGCCCAACGUGGCGGGCGUCGAGGUGAUGCUGCGGCAGGCGCAGCUGUACGAAUACAUGUACGCCAUGGAGUACGAGGCGCGCGACUCGGGCGUCUACGCUGCUGGCCCGGCCGACGGCGAGCCCAAGGCGAAGGCGAAGGGCAAGCCCAAGAGCCGGGCCGGCGGUGGCUUCUUGAAGUUCGGUUUCGUGGAUGAGGUGGGGGUCUUCACGGGCACCGCUCGCGAGGACGGCCGCAUGAUGGUGGCUCCGGCACUACUGGAGCACGUGGCCAAGCAAGUCGAGCGUGACGCUGGAAUCCUUAAGCAGAUCAGGCGACUCCACAGGACCAGUCACCGCCGCGCGAUGGUCGUCGACGCCAUCCGCGCCAUGAAUGAGAUGUACACUGGUUCGAGCUGUCCGCGGGCCACUGGUCUCACUGGCCCCACGACCGCCCAGCAGGAGGCUCUGGCGGUGAUCCAGGAGGCCGUCGACGCCUUCGGAGUGCCCCCGCCCGACCUCACUCCCGCAGGAGCCCUCGAGGAGCUCCGCGUCGCGCAGUCAUACGACCAGGAGUCCGCCGUGAUUGCGCCGGUGACCUUCGACCGCGUCGAUCUGAUCUCCCUGCCGAGCGUGGGCUCCGAGCCGAAGCCCUUGUCUGCGCUCAUCGGGGACGACAGCAUGGCUGGCGAGCUGGGAGUCUCGGUCGAUGCGAAUGGGCGGCCCGUGACCCCUACUCAGUGGGUCUAUCCGUGCUUCAGGUGUCCUCCGAUGGGCUUCAGUCUCAGUCUUUGGUUGUGCCAGUCGGUGAACGAGAUUGUCUCGCAGCGUGCUGGCCUCGUCAGGCCGGAGCGGGUCCUAGUGGAUCGCCAGCCUGCCCCUGUCGUCGACUCGGGAGUUGUUCAUACCGAAUACGUCGACAACUUCGUUGCGCUGUCGUUUUCGGAGCCCUCUGCUAUCGCUGCCGCCCGUCAGGUCGAUCAUCAUAUGCGUGCUGUGGGACUGCCUACUCACGGGGUGGAGAGCGGAGUGGGCGGGGAGACUCUUGGCUGGUCCUUCGACUCGAACUCGCCCGUGAUCUCGCUCAACCCCAGACUUAGGUGGAAGCUGUACCUUGGGAUUCAGGAGGUCCUCCGACGUGGGUUCUGUUCUGGAAAGGAGAUGGUGAGGAUCGUCUCGCACAUCACGUCCAGGGUGCUCAUUAGGAGGGAGCUCCUCUCGUGCCUGGGGGCCGUCUACAAGUUUGGGGAGGUCUACCACAAUCGCACCGCUAAGCUCUGGCCCGUCGUCCGUCGUGAACUACGCUGGGCCCGGGCUCUCCUCGUCUUCUGCAGCAGGGACCUCGGGCUGCCCUUCGACACCACCCUCACAUGCCUGGAUGCAUCGUCUUGGGGUUUUGGAGUUACCCAGCGGGAGGUCUCUGAGGACUCGGUCAAGCGUCUGGCCCGGUACAACGAGCGUUGGAGGUUCUCUCGAGAAGCUGAGCGCCAACGCCUUGGGCCCCGAGCCGCUGCUGUCUCUGGUCAAGGCUCCUCUGGGGCCGUCCCGGACGGCCCCGUGGUCUCCGACGCGGACCCCAGCUUCGAGGAGGUCCCGCCCGACAUCUGGAGGGACCACUGGCACCCGGUCCUCUCGGUGCCCUGGCGGCGCCCAGCCCCUCAGGUCAUCCUGGAGGCCAGGUCAGGCGUGAUGGCGCUUAAGCACAAGCUUCGCUCCAAGAGGUCCUUUCGGAAGGCUCACGUUAUGCUGAACGAUGCCAUGGCCCCCAUCUUGGCUCUGGCAAAGGGGCGGUCUUCGGCGCCCGCCCUCCUCGCCGUCUGCCGACAGGUGGCAUGUCUGCUGCUGGCCUCAGGCUCGGCGGCUUACUGGAGGUGGCUGCCGUCCGAGUUCAACUCUGCCGACCCAGCUUCACGGCGGCCCGCGGCGGCUCCAGCAGCCCCAGCGCCCACCCGCCUUGGGCGCCGGGGCCGCUCCCAGGGCGCAGCUGCGCUGGCCUGGGGGGACCAGGCGGACCGCCAAGUCGCCAGGAGGCGCGCCUUCCCCGCCGCCAACACGGCGGCGUCCUCGGGCUCGCUGACCUUCCUGGAGACGCAGGCCGUGGGGGAGGCGACCCGCCGGGACUAUGCCGACAGGGUCUCGAAGUUCACGAGGUGGGCGACCUCGGCCCGGCUGCCGAUCGAGGAUGUGCCCGAGCUGGACAUCGCCCUGGUGACCUUCUUCAACCAGCUGUUCUUCGACGGCUACCCGAGCGAGGAGGCGACGAAGUACAUGGCGGCACUGGCUCAUUGCCGCGCGGCGCCCGGACGGCUACAGGUGGCCUUCCCGAGGGCCGCUCGUGCUGCGAAGGGCUGGGCUCGGCUGGUACCGCCUCGGUCCCGACUGCCACUGCCCUGGCCGAUUGCCUGCCUGAUGAUCGACUGGAUGCUGGAUGCGGGCGAGGCAACAGCGGCGGCGGCGACGGCCGUCUGCUUCGCGCUGUACCUUCGGCCGGCCGAGUUGCUCAGCCUGACGCGCGAGCAGGUGGUCCCGCCUGCCGAGGGCGCCCCUCCGGGGCGAACCUUCCUGAACUUCUGGUCGGUGGUUCUGCACCCGAUGGAGUGCGCCCAGCCUUCGAAGACGGGGGUCUACGACGAGGGUCUCCUCCUGGACAGCCCGGAGUUCACCUGGCUGCCACCGCUGCUGCAGGCGCUGCGGGCCCGAGCCGCGCCCGGCGGCCGCGUCUUCGACAUGAGCUACAACCAGUGGGCCCUGGUCUUCAGGCGUGCUGCGACAGCGCUGCACCUCGGCGUCCUGGGGCCCCCGACGCUCUACACCCUCCGGCACGGGGGGGCCUCCCACGAAUGCCUCGCAAAGUUCAGGAGCCUCGACGAGAUCAAAAAGAGGGGGAGAUGGGUGUCGGACUCGUCCCUGCGGCGCUACACCAAAGGGGGCCGCGUGGCAGAGCAGUUGCGACGGCUUCCGAUCUCCGAGCAGCGCCGUGCCACGCGCCUAGUCGGCAUCAUUGGCGGGCGCCUCUCCAAGGGCGCCUCUCGCUGUCGUGGCGGCGUGUCUCCCGCGGCCGCCUGGCCGCCUUUGAGCUGGACCUCAAGCAUGACCCGGCCGCAGACCUUCUGCAGCGCCGAGUUCAGCAGCUCGUUCGUGGAUGGCUUCGAUCAGGUGCGGAAAGGAAAGGUGGCUCUUGGAGCCAUGCCGCCGAAAGCCAAGCAGACAGAGCUUGACAUCACAGCACUCCGCUGCGCACCGAGGGGCACGGUGGCGGCAGCUUCCGAAGACGAGGAGGGGGCCGCGCACGAUGGGCUGCGCAUCGCCCCCGAGGACGGGCCGGUCUUCGGGAGGCUCACGUCGCACCCAGACGGCAUGGGCUCGAUGCUGCUGCUGACGCAGGGGAGCACCCUGCGCGGCACAAUCUUCAACCUCCUCAACACCAUGAUCGGUGGCGGGGUGCUGGGGCUGCCUUUCGCGGCGCGGCAGAGCGGCAUCGCCCUGGGAGCCGUGCUGCUGCUGGCCACGGCCGCGAUGACCGAUCUGACCGCCUGGAUGCUGCUGGUCAGCGUGGACUUCGUGCGCCAUAGCUCGUACGCCAUGGUGGGAGAGGCUUUGUAUGGCCGUUGGCUUGGGCUGUUGGUCGACCUCGUGGUGCUCUGCAACAACUUCGGGGUUCUUGUCUCCUACGUCGUCGUCAUCGGCGACCUGGUGCCCCCGUUCCUGGCUCUGAUGGGGGCGCCGCCGCUGCUGCACGACCGCACUGCCGUGCUCUGGGCCUCGUCGUGCUGCGUGCUGCUGCCGCUCAGCCUGCUGCGCAGCAUGGGGGCGCUUCGGCACGCCUCCCUGGUGUGCAUGGGACGGAUGGUUCGCUAUGUUUAUGUGCCUUAUGGUGGCAAUGGGAUCUGGCGUCAUCCAGGUCCGCGACCCCGCGCAGGAGGUCGCCGUUCUGUGGAUGACGGGCAGCGCCGCGGUGGUGGCCAGACAGCUGCCUGUGGUCGUGUUCGCGUAUAA
This is a messenger RNA of Prorocentrum cordatum, 5418 nucleotides long. The record is from the annotation of a GenBank genome assembly. NCBI's taxonomy places the organism in Eukaryota, Dinophyceae, Prorocentrales, Prorocentraceae.